AUGGCAGAUUUAUCAGAUAUUAGGAGUGGGAAUGCAAAUACUAAGGUUUCUGUUUUAUUUAGAGAUGAACAAUACUGCCCAAUUGUGGGAGAUACAAAAGGAAGAAAUGUAGAGACCAAUAAAAGGAGAAUUCCAUUUGGUAUGACCGAGCUAACUUUGGAGCAUGAAGCAGCAUUGAAAGGUUUAUUUGAUACAUUGAAUACACAUGGAGAUGGUAGAAUUAGACUUAAUGAUUUAAUAAUUGCCUUGAGAAGAGCUUUUGAUAAUGGUACUGUCACAUUUUCGAGGCAUGAAGCCUCAGCUGCAGAAAUUACUGGCGAGCACAUUGAUAGCGAGCUUGAGAAACUUAAAGAAGAUUUUGAUAUGAACGGAGAUGGAACUUUGAACUUUGACGAAUUUAGACGUUUAGCAAGAAUGAAGAUUUUGAGAUUAAGUCGUGAUGACGAAAUUCAGUUGGGUUUUAGACUAUUAGAUAGAAAUAAUAGUGGUUAUAUUACUACUUUAGAAUUGAAACAGUUAUUGACAACAAAAGGAAUUUCUCCACUAUCAUCCGAAGAAGCUGAUGAACUUCUGUUUAUUGCAGAUGUUAAUCAUGAUGGAUUAAUAAGUUAUGAAGAGAUUAAGAGAUAUUUGGAAUAUAAUAGGAAACCUCUUCUGAAUUAG
This is a messenger RNA of Cryptosporidium ubiquitum, 663 nucleotides long. Its product is annotated as calmodulin-like protein. The transcript has a single exon. Lineage: Eukaryota; Apicomplexa; Conoidasida; Eucoccidiorida; Cryptosporidiidae. Gene Ontology annotation, molecular function: calcium ion binding. Bases 1 to 663 code for a protein of 220 amino acids. The record is from RefSeq and is a predicted model, not a curated record.